This is a messenger RNA of Myotis myotis, 3588 nucleotides long. RefSeq names its product erythroblast membrane associated protein (Scianna blood group) (gene ERMAP). The coding region runs from base 245 to 1909 and encodes 554 amino acids. Gene Ontology annotation, biological process: T cell receptor signaling pathway; regulation of cytokine production. The transcript has 12 exons. Gene Ontology annotation, cellular component: external side of plasma membrane. Gene Ontology annotation, molecular function: signaling receptor binding. NCBI's taxonomy places the organism in Eukaryota, Metazoa, Chordata, Mammalia, Chiroptera, Vespertilionidae. The record is from RefSeq and is a predicted model, not a curated record.
GGCAGGGCGGAACUUGUGGUGUGUAGGGGCAGCUAGAAGGGAGUCUGUGGGACAGACGAGGGAGCCCCUGGGUGAGGGCUGUUGGCAUUAGAAUGAAAGGAGAGCUUUUCCCAGGCCCACCUCCAGAGCCCUUCCUGACCCCUCUGCCUGAUGCCUGAUCUCCCUGGAUGGAUGGAGGGAGGCUCCGCAGCUUGGAGACUCCAGCUCUGCCGCACAAAGGGCCCUUGAUUCCAAAGGUGUUCGGAUGGAGACCGUAAGUUCCUCUGGCUCCCGGCUCUCCAGCUGCCUCAUCACCCUCGUCUUCCUCCAGCUGCCCAUACGCGUGUCAGGGGACUCCGGCCAGUUCCACCUGGCCCCGCUAGGGGGCACAGCCAAGCUGCUCUGCCCUCUCUCGCUCUGGUCCGUCCCGACGCUCACCGAGGUGCGGUGGCUGCGGUCCUUGCCCCGGGGGCGCUCCCAGGUGGUUCACGUGUUCCGGGAUGACAAAGUCCGCGAGGAAGAUGUGGUACCGGAAUUUCAGGGGAGGACGGCGCUGGAGAGAGACACGCAAGAGGGAAAUGUCACGCUGGAGAUCCGCCACGUGCGGCUGGAGGACCGAGGGCCGUACCGAUGUCAGGUCCGGAUUGCAAACCUGAGUCGAGAGGGCACCGUGAUCCUGCAGGUGGCAGUUCUAGGCUCCGACCCUUACAUCCACGUGAAGGGCUACGACGCUGGAUGGAUCCAGCUGGUGUGCAGGUCGGUGGGAUGGUUCCCAAGGCCUUGGGCCGAGUGGAGAGACCCUCAAGGCAGGGUGCUUCCAUCUGAGCCCCAGGCCCCUUCCCUGGACCGCGCUGGGCUCUUCGAAACAGCCGUAUCCAGCAAAGUCAGGGACAGCACUGUGGGCAGCGUGUCCUGCACCAUCCGCAACGAUGCCCUGGGCCAAGAGAAGACAGCAGCGAUGGUCAUAGCAGCCCCAUCUCCAGGGAGGAUCUCCCCCGCAGCAGUGGCUCUUGCUGUGGUCCUGCCUGUCCUGGGCCUUCUCAUCAUGGUGGGCAUUGGCCUCAUCUGGAAGCAAAAGCGAUCAAAAGAGAAGCUGCUCUAUGAACAGGUGAUGGAGGUAGAAACUCUUCUCUCAGACCAUGCAAAAGAAAAAGGAAGGCUCCAUAAAUCCCUCAAGAAACUCCGGAGUGAACUGAAGUUGAAAAGAGCUGCAGCCAACUCAGGCUGGAGAAGGGCCCGGCUGCACUUCGUGGCCGUGACCCUGGACCCCGACACCGCGCAUCCCAAACUCAUCCUGUCCGAGGACCGCCGGCGUGUGCAGCUCGGAGACAGGAGGCAGCCUGUGCCUGACACCCCCCAGAGGUUCGAUUUCGUCGUCAGCGUCCUGGGCUCCGAGGCCUUCGUGGCGGGCUGUCACUACUGGGAGGUGUACGUGGGAGACAAGACCAAAUGGAUCCUGGGGGUGUGCAGCGAGUCAGUGAGCAGGAAGGGCAAGGUCACCGCCUCGCCCGCCAACGGGCACUGGCUGGUGCGGCAGAGCCGCGCGGCCGAGUACGAAGCUCUCACGUCCCCGCAGACCCCCUUCCGCCUGAAGGAGGCCCCGCGCUGCGUGGGCGUCUUCCUGGACUACGAAGCAGGCAUCAUCUCCUUCUACAACGCGACCGACAGGUCCCACAUCUUUACCUUCACCCACGCGUUCUCUGGCCCCCUGCGCCCGUUCUUUGAACCGUGCCUUCACGAUGGAGGGAAAAACACGGCUCCGCUAGUCAUUUGCUCGGAACUCCAGAAAUCGGAGGAACCCGUGGUCCCCAAGUCAGAUGGAAAAGGCCGCGCGAACGGGGAUGUGGCCCUGAAGGUGGACGCUUCCCUCCGGCCCUGGUCCCCCGAUCUGGGCCCAGCGCUCCAGGGGCUCAAGGUUCCUUCUUUUUAGGGAGGUGCCUCCUUGGCUGCGCCUGACCCUCGGCCCAGGGCUCUGGAUUUCAGUCUCCUGGCCCGACACCGGCCUCUGGAACAGCUCAUCUCCUUUCCCCAAAUCCAGACCCUUUUGUGGUUCUAUUCAUGCCACCUUCCUCUCAUUUCUAAACCCUGUUUCCUGCGGGGGACCGAAGUUCCCAUUGCCCUGGAAGAAUUCUUGAAAACCAGGUGAACAACCAGAUUAGGGCGAGGCGGUGAUGGUGAGUGGGUGUCACCGAGACCCAGGGUUCUCCACGCGAGGGGCUAUUCAAGAGAACUUCAUUUUAUCGCAUCCUGACUUGGGCUUUUAGUUGUGAUGUUAUGGAGCCCAGUCCCCGACUUCUACUUAUGUCAUCAAGAAUGGCUUUUCUCUCUGUUUUAGUUCAUGCCUUUAGCCCCCAAAGCCAGCUUUUUAAAAGUAAUCAUGCUUGGGUCACACACUCUUUCUUUAUCCUUCUGGACUAUGGGGUAGGGUGGAUCAGGGGGUAAAACAUGUCCCUUUCUAGUUCCUUGAUGCUGUUGACAGCAUAGUUUUGUGAUAUCCAGAGCUAACGUACGUUUUCAAAGCUGAUUUACCUAGUGAUGGUAAAUCAUGAGGUACAGGGACUUAGAGUGGUAGCUGUAACCCUGAAAAAGCCCCAGGUGCAAAUCAGGGAACUGGUAAACACAACUUCAAACACAGCAGGCAGCUGUGUGAGGCCUUGAAGAGACAGCGAUGGAUAAGUUUGUCUGCUGCGCUGGCCCUUUCGAAUACCCUCCUGAGAUUUAGAGAGGCCCCGCUAGAAAAAGUGGCAGCUUUAACCACCAAUAAAGACAGUUUCCCCCCACAAGACAUUAUACUGGAAGACUUGACUAUUCGUGUAGCACAAGCAUGUCAAACUCAAAGGCUAACUCAGGACAAAUAAACAAGGCAUGAGGCCCCCGGGUCGCGAGUUUGACAUGCUUGGUGCAGCGGACUCCUAGGUCAGAGAGUACUGAUUUCAGAAAGGAAGUUGAUAGACCAGGUGUGAAGAUAAAGUAAUGAACCAGAUUUUUUGUGUGGAUUUCAGAAAGAAGCUUAGUCACUUUCAAGUCAUACCACAGAGGUGAUCUGGCCUCUUUUUGGAGAUAUUGGCUAUUAGUUUUCAGAUGGGUACUCAGUUCUACCCCACAAAAACUGGAUCUUUCUGUCAGAAGUUCACUCUGUUACUCUGUAGUGCCUGUAUUAGUCAGGGUUCUUCAUGGAAAUAUAUAUAUGUAUAUAUAUAUGGUGAGAGAGAGAGAGAGAGAAGGAAAGAUUAUAAGAAAUUGGCUUAUGUGAUUAUGGAGGAUGGCAAGUCCCAAGAUCUGCAGGGAUAGUCAGCAGGUUGGAGGGGUUCUGGGGAGCCAAUGGUUUAGUUCCUGUCUGAGUCUGGAGGCCCAAGACCCAGGAGGGCCUAUGAUGUAAUUCCAGUCUGAAGGCUGUCAGGCAGGAAGAAUUUUACUAGGGAAAGAGUCAAGCUUUUUUGGUUCUAUUUAUGCCUUGAACUGAUUGGCGAGGCCCACCAUGUUAGGGAGAGGAAUUUACUUUACUCAAAAUAAUAAUUUAAAUGUUAAUUUCAUCCAAAAAUACCCUUACAGAAACAUCCAGAAUAAUAUUUGACCAAAUAUUGGAGCAUUCUGCAGUCUAGUCAAGUU